AUGGCACGACCGCGCCACGGGAGCAGCACGGCCGCCAAGCCCGACGACGACCGCGCCCGCCAUACGAGCCUGCCGCUGCUCGGCCUCCCAUCCUUCCUCAAGCCCAUGGAAGACGCCAAGCGAGCAUGCCCACCCAAGGUGUCUCCGCUCGCAGCCAGCGACGAGACGCCGCUCGACUCGUGCAGCGGCCUCAAAGACCAGUUCCUGCGCCUCAAGCAAAAGUUCCACAAGGCGACGCCCGAGACUACGACGUCCGAGUCGCAUGCCAAGACCGCCGACGCCGCCAAGGGCCUGCGCCGCUUGAGCUUGGACAACAGCGUCUGGAUCGACCCGCGCGCGCUCUUGGACCCGUACUGCAAUAAAGAGAUCGACAUGAAGCCGUCCGAGCUCAUGCGCGAGCUCGAGACGCUCAACGGCGCGGCCCAGAAGAUGUUUGUGCACGACCCGUGGUCCAACGGCGCCGAGCGCUGGGUCCUCGACGACGCGUGCUUGCGCGGGUACAUGACGUGCUGGACGAUCGAAACCGGCGGCGAGCUCGUUGUGCUCAUCGCGCGCACCAUCAAAGCGUUGAACGCCAACAUCAACCCCGACAUUGCGCUGCAGUGGAUCGGACGACAGCUCUGGGGCCUCACCAUCACACUACCGCUUGCUCGGAACCGAGAGCUUACGAUGCAGCAUAUCACCGUCGCAUCCAGCAUCGAUGUGGCGCUGGCCAAGAUGGUCAAGGUUGCAUCAUCGCCCGAGCCCAACAAUGCCAACCUCCAGUCGGGCGUCCCGCCCAUCUCGCCGCGCAAGGCGCCGGCAGAAGCCCCCGAAACCCCGUCGAUCGAAGUGUCGAAUGGUCCUAGCCACAUGCGAAGUCUCUCCAACGACACGACAACACCAACGCGAGCAGUGGGGCACAGCCGAAGUCUCUCGAGCGAUGCGACGAGCCAGCACCUCCGGAGCCUCUCGGGGGACCUUCGCGCCGAAGUCCACGACAUUAAUCGGCUCCUCGCACCGCCUCGGUCGCCCACGUCGAGCUCGUCGAGCUCAUCGACGACAAAAACGUGGCACGCCCUCACGACGCCAGGCCCUGCACUUUUGGACGACGACCCCUUUGCACGCUGCGCACCCGAGAAAACGGGGUGGCUAAAAAAACGCAGCAGUGGCUUGAACUCGUGGCAGCUGCGCUGGUUUGAACUCAAGGGCAAUCGGCUCUACUACUUCAAGCACGAGAAGGAUGGACUCCCCAAAGGUGCGAUCGUGCUCGACAAGGUCUACUGCAUCCGUGGUGCGGCGGGGGAUCCGUCCCCAAGCCUCACGAUCUCUCCGUCUGGCGCCAACUCGAUUUGCAUGUUCAAGUUCAGCGAUCGACUCGUGCACCACGUCUUUAGUCGCCGCUCGUGUACGCUCCGCGUGCCUGACGACGACGAGAUCGAGCUCAAUGCUUGGAUUAACGCCAUUUGCCGCGCGUCGUUCCAGUGCUACCUGAGUGUCCCGACCGCCGACGCCAACGUCGACGAGAACGAGUUGUACAAGUACAGUAGCUUCCAGUACCUGCGCGAGACGGACCCGCUUCUAUGGGAAAUCAACCCACUCGACCAAAACGCCAUCAAGAAAAAGGCCUCAGUUGCGCGCACAAAGGCCGAGUACACGUACAUCAUGUCCAAGUACGCGCACGUCCUUCGCCACAUUCUCUUGCCGCGACCGCGCCCGAUCAGCAUUGAGCAGACCCUGCGCGACAUCAUUCCCGAGCUCUUUCUCAUCAACAACAUUUUGUACGGCGGUGAAACUGAGAGCAUCGACGACAUCUUCCACGUCCUCGAAGGCUACGUCAAGCGGUUUGCGUCCACCCACGAGGCGUGCGUUACCGCGGUCAGCGCCGUCCUUCAAGCGUGCGCGCGUACGAUUGCCGGUGGCGACUCGUUUCUUGUGAUCCGGACGCUUCUCGGCAGCAGCGCCGGCGACACGCUCAUCCGUCCCGCCGACUCGCAUGGCGCACCGAUCGUGAUUGACAUUUCGAGCGCAACGCCGUCUCUCUUUACGAUCACGCUCUCGAGUGUCUUUGUGUUUCAUUUGCUCGACGACGUCGAAAAGAUGACGGAAGACGACGCGAUCGAGCCGCUUCUGCGUGUGCAAACGCUCCACGUCCAAGAAAUGGACCUUCUUCUUGGCAAGUCAACGCGGCACCUCAAGAUACGACAGCUCGCGGCCGACGACGAGCGAAUAGGAGGCGACCUCACAAGCAGUCGCAGCACCACGUACGACUUUGGCGCGCUGCUCGACGGUCUCGCGUAGGUAGGAGGAAAUCAUCAAGUUAUAAGAAGCGAUGC
Molecule: messenger RNA, 2315 nt
Organism: Saprolegnia parasitica CBS 223.65
Lineage: Eukaryota; Oomycota; Saprolegniomycetes; Saprolegniales; Saprolegniaceae
Exons: 11
Coding region: 1-2280 (759 amino acids)
Biological process (GO): endosome organization; retrograde transport, endosome to Golgi; receptor recycling
Cellular component (GO): trans-Golgi network; recycling endosome; early endosome
Source: RefSeq, a predicted model, not a curated record